AUGGUUACCACUGUUUCUAUCAACGGUUUCGGCAGAAUCGGCAGAAUUGUCUUGAGAAUCGCCUUGUCCAGAAAGGACUUGAAGGUCGUCGCCAUCAACGACCCUUUCAUCUCCGUCGACUACGCCGCCUACAUGUUCAAGUACGACUCUACCCACGGUAGAUACAACGGUGAAGUCUCCUACGAGGGCAACACCUUGACCAUCGGUGGUCAGCAAAUCGCCGUCUUCCAAGAGAGAGACCCAGCUCAAUUGCCAUGGGGUAAGCUAGGUGUCGACGUCGCCAUCGACUCCACCGGUGUCUUCAAGGAGUUGGACUCCGCCCAGAAGCACAUUGACGCUGGUGCCAAGAAGGUUGUCAUCACUGCUCCUUCCGGUACCGCCCCAAUGUUCGUCAUGGGUGUCAACGAGGCCGAAUACAGCGGUCAAAACAUCGUUUCCAACGCCUCGUGCACCACCAACUGUUUGGCUCCAUUGGCCAAGGUUAUCAACGACGAGUUCGGUAUCGAGGAAGGUUUGAUGACCACUGUCCACUCUUUGACCGCCACCCAGAAGACUGUCGACGGUCCAUCCCAGAAGGACUGGAGAGGUGGUAGAACCGCUUCCGGUAACAUCAUCCCAUCCUCCACCGGUGCCGCCAAGGCCGUCGGUAAGGUCUUGCCAGUCUUGCAAGGUAAGUUGACCGGUAUGGCUUUCAGAGUCCCAACCGUCGACGUUUCCGUUGUUGACUUGACCGUCAAGUUGAACAAGGAGACCACCUACGACGCCAUCAAGGCCGCCGUCAAGAAGGCCUCCGAGGGUGCUUUGAAGGGUGUCUUGGGCUACACCGAUGAGGACGUUGUCUCCACCGACUUCUUGGGUGACUCCCACUCCUCCAUCUUCGAUGCUUCCGCCGGUAUCAUGUUGUCUCCUAAGUUCGUCAAGUUGGUGUCCUGGUACGACAACGAAUACGGUUACUCCACCAGAGUCGUUGACUUGGUUGAGCACGUCUCCAAGGCUUAA
Molecule: messenger RNA, 999 nt
Organism: Lachancea meyersii CBS 8951
Lineage: Eukaryota; Fungi; Ascomycota; Saccharomycetes; Saccharomycetales; Saccharomycetaceae
Source: the annotation of a GenBank genome assembly